AUGAGAAAACAAGUAGAUGAGUUGGAAAAAGCCUUCAAGAGAGGGAAAGAGGCUGAGGUCACCAGUGAUCUAGUUGACACAGAUAUUGAUGAGUCAACGUUAACAAGACAACCCAGAAAAACAUAUAAGAAGGUGAUAGAAAGUAGUGGAAGUGAAGAAGAGAGAUACUCUAGACCCCCAAAAAUAAAAAUUAAAAAGCUGUCAGGUGCAGUAGAAACAAAACAUCCAAAUUAUGGUUUGAAGUCUGUGUCUGGUCAAAAGCUUGUGCUACCAGUUCAACAGUCAUCUGGGCAAAGCCAGCACAACACACAACAUUUGGAUGAGUUCUCACAAUCAUCAUCGAGUCAAAAUUAUAGUUUGAAGUCUGUGUCUGGUCGAAAGCUUGUGCUACCAGUUCAGCAGUCAUCUGAGCAAAGCCAGUACAAUACACAACAUUUGGAUGAGUUUUCACAACCAUCAUUAAGCUUUUGUGCGCCAUCUCCAGGCAACAAUUCAGUUUCAGAGUCAGCUAUCAAGACAUUGGUUUCAAUGGUAAACCAAGUGAAAGAACAAAACAAAUUGGUCAUUGGUAAAUUAGAUGAAAUUCAGAAUACCCUUUUCAAUAAACAGGGAGCUCCAGCUCAAGCUCAAGAUAUAAAAGACUCCUUUCCAGUGCAACUUCCACUGAAAAAUAUUCAACAGUUGAACAUAUUUGAGGAGCAUACAAAUCAGAAAGAGAACCUCAAUUUACUGGUAACACAUUUGGGCUCACUGGGGGGUAAAAACAUUAAAUUGAGGAUCCAUAAAGUGUUGAGAGAAUUACUGACAGAUGAUUUAGCAUCAAACUUCAGCUAUUAUGGAAAGCGAUCGAAGGAACCAUUUUAUGAGCUAAAUAUUAAUAAAGCUUUGUUAAGAGCAGUCAAGUCUGAAGAGUCUACAAUAAGUGAUGUUGAAGACACAAUAAAACUUUGGAUUAAACAUGCACCAGACAGGAUGAGGGCGAGAAAUAAGACACAAUGAGAUGCAAUCAGAGGAAUAUCACUUAGUACUUGGAUUUAAGUUUUAUUUACCGAUAUUUUUGAAAAGGUCAUGUUUGUGUUGGCUCAUAUCCAUUACUAGAUACUGAUAUUUUUCUCAAUUUUCUUCGAAUUCAAUUUUAAUUUGAAAAAUAAUGUAUAAAAGAAAGCAUCUGAAGGCAAAUGUGGGGAGGAGACAAUUUUAU
Phaedon cochleariae (mustard beetle) is the source of this 1201-nucleotide messenger RNA. Lineage: Eukaryota; Metazoa; Arthropoda; Insecta; Coleoptera; Chrysomelidae. The record is from the annotation of a GenBank genome assembly.